GCGAGAACCCUUCCUUUCUCUCUCUCUCUCUCAUCAUUUUGUCCUCACUUCCUGGCUCCUGCUACCCUCGCUUUGUGCCGGCUCAUAAAAAGCCCUGUUCUUUCUCCUUCUGGGCAUACCAAUAACUGCUACGUGUUUGAUUUGCCAUCGAUAUAGUAACUUCUCAUCUGACCCUCACUGAAACGCUUCUGGUCUGGUGAAAUAAUUGAAUCCCAGAAAGGAGAUCCUCUCAGCCAGUAUGUUGGAAAAUCUAUGUUUGUGUUGUGUGGUUCCCAAUUGGAAUCUUCCUUGUUCGAAGUGUGCCAUCUCCCACUACAUGCUGGAUUGCAGACUAAUGAAUGACUGAGUGUCUUCCGGGUUGACUAAUUUCCGCCAAUGUGCUUCAGCAGUUGAUGCAUAAUCUUCUUGAGCUCAUUGGUUCUUCAAGCGCUACGAUUCUUAGAGUUCACUGCUAGGAGGGCAGGAUGAUGGUUUGUCGUUAUCUUCUGAUUAUGGUUUCAAGAUUGCUUAUAUUUUCCAUGCAUUGCCAUUGCUGACACUUAGCUGUCGGGAUUAAAUUGUUAAAGAAAUGGAUCGACGUGAUACAUCAGGUUUUGUAAGUGGGGGUGGGAUGUGCUGUUUUGUGGACAGGUUGCUCUUAAUUUGUUACUAAUUUAGUCUGUUCGUUAGCCCAGAAGUCAGGUUAAGUGCUCUUUUACUAUUUUAAGGUUUGGCUCAGUGCUAACUUUGUCAAGGUUUAGAUUCAAGGUUUAUGGAUCCCAGAUUCCACAGUUCUGAUUUUGCUGUGGACCUGACCUUGAAUGCGUAUAAUAGUGUGAAGAAUCCAAUUCAAAUAGGAGUGGGAAUUCGAGAUGGUUGCGCUGAUACCACUUUGCGACUUGAUUCUCUUAGCUCUUUUGUCUCAUGUGGUAAUUUCCCAAAGGGAAUCAAAAGGAAAUGGAGCUUGAUUGAUGGACCUAUCAACCAGCUGUCUGGGUCCUCUCUGUGUUUGGGCCUGGGCCAUUCAUCCAGCUCCUCUGAGAGUAACAUGAGCUCAGCCACUGCGACCAUCUGCACUUCAACGUCUUCAACUAAAGAAACUGAUGCAGAGUCCUCUAUGGACCUAGAAUUGGAUUUCACUCUCCAUAUUGGCAAUGAAAAGUCACUGAGCCCUAGCAUCAAGUCCGCUAGCUGUCAGAAAGAACAUGCCUUUGAUAUACCGGUUAAUGUUGAUCUGGAACUGAGCCUUUCCAGUGGCCCUAGUGAAUCUGGUAUUACUAUUCUGAAUCAAUGUUUUACUUCGUCACAUGGUUCCAUGACUCUGCCAGACACUACUGUUGGAGCAAAAGUAGAUGAAGGAUCAACGUCAUCUUCUUGGAAAAGUGGGAGUCUUUUCAAUCCAUUACAGACAGAGAAUAGCUCUGAGGCUAGUCACUUUAUCAAUCAAGAUCUUGCUUCUCAUGAUCCCUGUUUGAGUCGCAUGACUAACCUAAAGAGCUCUUUAACCUGUACUUCUGGGGUGACAAAUCAGCUAGAGCAGCAGCAACGUAGUAGUAUCAAACAGUGUCAGUUCGAGGGAUGCGUGAAAGGAGCUAGAGGUGCUUCCGGCCUUUGCAUUGCCCAUGGUGGUGGCCGGAGGUGCCAGAAAUCCGGAUGCCACAAAGGAGCAGAGGGUCGAACUGCAUUCUGCAAGGCCCAUGGUGGCGGUCGUCGGUGUGAGUUCCUAGGAUGCACAAAAAGUGCUGAAGGACGUACAGAUUUCUGUAUCGCACACGGAGGUGGCCGUCGUUGCAGCCACCAGGGCUGCAGCCGUGCCGCCAGAGGGAAAUCUGGGCUGUGCAUUCGACAUGGUGGAGGCAAGAGAUGCCAAAAAGAGAACUGCACCAAGAGUGCCGAAGGCCUUUCUGGACUCUGCAUUUCACAUGGCGGUGGCAGGAGAUGUCAAUAUCCGCAAUGCUCCAAAGGGGCACAAGGAAGCACAAUGUUCUGCAAGGCGCAUGGGGGUGGUAAGCGUUGCAGCUUUGAAGGGUGUACAAAGGGUGCAGAGGGGAGCACACCCUAUUGCAAGGGCCAUGGCGGAGGAAAAAGAUGUUCCUUCCAAGGAAAUGGAGGGGUUUGCCCAAAAAGUGUGCACGGAGGGACUCUUUACUGUGUAGCACAUGGGGGCGGUAAGAGGUGUGCCGUCACUGACUGCACGAAGAGCGCAAGGGGCCGAACAGAUUUUUGUGUGCGUCAUGGUGGGGGGAAAAGAUGUAAGUUUGAAGGGUGUGGGAAAAGUGCCCAAGGAAGCACUGAAUUCUGCAAGGCACAUGGUGGGGGAAAGAGGUGUUCGUGGGGUCAACCUGGUCGUGAAUUUGGCAUAGGUGAUGGUCCUUGUAACUCACUGGCUAGGGGUAAAAUGGGGUUAUGUGCAUCACAUGGUGCUCUAGUGCAGGACAAUCGGGUACAUGGCGGGGCCAAUAUCGGUGUUGUAGUAAAUGAUACAACACCUAACAAUAAACCUGAGAAGUUGAAUGUUACUGCCACUCAUGAUGUCAUGGACGUUGACAUCAUGCAGACUGAGUCAUGUCCCUUUGGGAGCAAAUGUUUUGAUGUUAAGGAACCUAGCAGCCCAGACAGAAUUGGCGAAGGGAGGGUACAUGGCGGAGCUUUAAUGUCGCUGCUAACAAAGAAAAUGGACAUGGCGAGUCAUAAGAACUGGAUGUAACAAGCAUUUUCAGCGUAAUGAUACCUCUUUCGGUGUAAUCUCUGGUAUUUACUUGUCCAAUUGUCUAAUCAGCUAGCAAGGCUGUUUUUAGGAAAUGGGGUCUUCGUGCAGGGUCUGUCGUUUGUUACUAUCAUGGAUGAAGUGGUCUUUGGUCUUUUCGUUAGUUAGCCUUGCUCAUAUUUCCUUGUACAUAGCUUGUAUUCCGCCACCCUUUCCUCCUGUGUGAUGUGUGUACAUAUGAUAUAUCUUGUGUACCCUAAAAUAAAAGCUGUUUUACUUGAACUCUCAAUUAUCGUGGCAUUUCAUAACUUGAAUUCUGCAAUAAUAGGUUUUGAUUACUGGGCAAAAGAAGUAACGCAUCUAGGACCUCAGCCUCUGAAACGAGCAAUUUAGGGCUUGUCCACUCAUCUCUGUUUCAUUUCGUCAAAUUGCAUGUUGAAACUAGUUAUAUUACAUAUUACAUAACCCUACUAAAACUCUGAGUAAUGUCGAGUAUUUGGGCUUGAAAAGGAUUGCACAAAAAUUCGAGUUCUUCGAGUCGAAAUUUGAGUUUUUUUGGUACCCUUUUGAGUCGAGUUCGAGUUUGAAUUCCACUACUUGAUUGAGCCUGAGUUCGAGUAAUUCAAUUUUUUACAAACUCGACCUCAAGUAUAGUCUUACUCAGGCUUGACUCGCUUGAAUGCACCCAGCCACCCCUAGUACGUGUUACUUGCCACUUGCCAGAGAUACAAUGAAUGGAAGUAUUAAAUAGUAGUAAUCUUAAUGUAGAACAACAACAAAGAGUAUGAAUCAGGUCUGUUUUCCCAACAAAUCCACUUUAAUGGCGCUUAACAUUUUAAAGAAAUUAUUAUAAUCAUAACACCCUAAUUUUUAAAGAAUGUAUCAGCACCAUUCUACUCAUUCCGGUUGAGAAGGAAUUCAGGAAAGCAAUCAUGGUAUUAAGUUAUCAGUUAAUCACAUAUAGUGGCACCUCUAACAAAACUGUUUCUCAUUGAGGUCCCUUAUUCAUAAAAUUA
Messenger RNA from Cuscuta epithymum, 3702 nucleotides. Lineage: Eukaryota; Viridiplantae; Streptophyta; Magnoliopsida; Solanales; Convolvulaceae. The record is from the annotation of a GenBank genome assembly.